AUCAUAUUCAUCUCCAGUCUAAUUGUUAUCUCUAGCUGUUUGUGUUUUUUCAAUGAUGCAGUUUGCUUCACUUUUUUUUAAAGGUUUCUUCAGUCUUGUCCCAUAUAGUCUACUCUUAUUGUUGCCGAGUAUAUAUUGUUGGCUAACAUUUCUUAACAUAAGAAACUUCUUGUUCUCGAGUUUGUUUCACGGCUCGGUUCCUUAAUGUCAAGAAUAACAUGCUGCUUGUUUCACCCAACGGUAGAUCGGGCAAUGUCUGUUGAGGACAGGACAAGCUUCUACUCACAUCUCUGAGGUUAAGUUGGUUUCUUUGUUGCAUAUCCAGAUUACUUGAUUAUUAUCACUGAAGUUUAGUGUUUAGGCCCUUGCUUUCUCAACAAAAACAAACUCUAUUUGUUGCUGUUUUCUUCUGGAUUAAGCAAACAUGUUAAUACUGAGAAUGAAUGAUCUGAAAAAUCCUUAGAGAAGCUUCUUAUUCAUGGACUUAUUUUGGUUUCCUGUUGCAUUAGUUUGUGUUGUUUUGGCCAGAGGUUUGAAAACAAUAUCUAAAUAUGAUUACCAAUGAUAUUUGUGCUAUCCUAUGUUGUUUGAUGGGAUUCACAGGUUUCCAGACAAGAAUCUAUGUAAUAUAUCCUUAAAUCACCUAAGGUUGACCCAACACCAGCAACUAGCAAAGCCUGACCUCGCAUUUCUGGAGAACUUCUUAACUUCUUUGAGGUAAGUUAUUGCUUAAUUUUUCUCACAAAGUUAGAUAUCUUGCAUCUAGAUAAUUCAGUAUGAGAUUGGGCUGAGUUUGUGUUAAUCCUUAACUUGAUACGGUGAUCCCUCAAUAGUAACGGUAACAUACUUAUUCAAACCCUGUGAAAAUACAUUUAGAUAUUAUGACAUAUAUGUAAGCAAUUGCUCCUUAUAGAAGUGAGUGGCUUACCACAAUCUUUAGACAGAUUACGCCUUCCAUUAUUUUAUUCGAAACUUCAACUUCUUCCCACCAACUUAGGAGUUUUAUUUGAACUUCUAAAAACAUUAUGAUCAUUUUCACUCAAACUUCUAAAAGAUAUAUUCAUCUUCUAAAAGAACAAGUUUUGACAUUGAAGGAGAUCAUUUUCACUCGCUUUGACUUUUUUUUGUUGUUGUUUGGUUUUCUCACUAUGAUCUGCACGGAUUCAAGUCACCAGCGGAUUUCCUUCUCAAGUGAUCUUGGCCAAUCCGAGAUAGCACCACCACCCGUAGUAGAACCAUCCGGCCUGAUCAGAAGAGACGAAACUCUUCUAGAUUCAUCAAACCCAGACUUUGAGUUCCAUAUCUCGAACAACUUUGAUCCAGGAGAUUCCUCACCAGCCGAUGAGAUCUUUGCAGACGGCAUGAUCCUUCCUUUCCAUGUAACCGCAGCUUCCACUGUACCAAAACGUCUCUACAAGUAUGAACUCCCUCCCAUUACCUCCUCCCUUUCUCCAUCCCCUCCCCUGCCACAACCGUUACCCACAAAACACAGCGAGAAGGAAACCAACGGGCGAGCGAGCGGAGCAAACUCUGACUCAGAAGCAGAGAAGUCAUCAAAGUCGUUUUGGAGUUUCAAAAGAAGCUCGAGCCUAAACUGCGACAUAAAGAAGAGUCUGAUAUGUUCGUUUCCUCGGCUCACUAGAAGCAACUCUACAGGUUCGGUUACUAAUUCUAAGAGAGCAAUGCUGAGAGAUGUUAACAACCAUAGGCCUUCUUCUCGGUCCUCUUGCUGCAAUGCGUAUCAGUUCAGACCGCAAAAGCACGCAGGAAAGAAAGGAGAAGGAGGAGGAAGCUUUUCCAUCAUUCCAGUCCUCAACGGCCCAUCAACAUUUGGGUUAGGUUCGAUCUUACGCCAUUCGAAAGAUAAGACGAAGAAGAAGAAGAACAAGAAGUAGAUGAUAUGAGAUGUUCAGAGUUUCGAUCAGUUAUGUUUCCUCGUUUGAUUGUGUCUGCAAAUUGUUGUGUGAGUUUUUCUCGAACGUUGUACACAUUUUUUUAGUGUUACUUACUACAAACUUUUUAGGUU
This is a messenger RNA of Camelina sativa (false flax), 2026 nucleotides long. The record is from RefSeq and is a predicted model, not a curated record. Lineage: Eukaryota; Viridiplantae; Streptophyta; Magnoliopsida; Brassicales; Brassicaceae.